This is a messenger RNA of Octopus sinensis (East Asian common octopus), 3607 nucleotides long. Its product is annotated as zinc finger protein 91-like. The transcript is spliced from 5 exons. The record is from RefSeq and is a predicted model, not a curated record. NCBI's taxonomy places the organism in Eukaryota, Metazoa, Mollusca, Cephalopoda, Octopoda, Octopodidae. Gene Ontology annotation, biological process: regulation of cytokine production; negative regulation of transcription by RNA polymerase II; regulation of immune system process. The coding region runs from base 633 to 3404 and encodes 923 amino acids.
ACUUGAAAUGCAGGGAACGUUGAAGGCUUUACACCGGGCUAUUAUCAUCGUCGUCGGAGGCGGAAUGAUUACGAAACUGCGGUUGACAAUAAACCUCUGUCUCCUUUUAUGUUAAUUGCAUUCGUUUCCCUGAUUUUCGCCGAUUCCGACCAAAGUCUGCUGCAACGAUUGCCAAAGAUGUCAUAGUGUUAGCCAAGCGAAUUACCAUUAUGUAAAUUAAACGUCCUUGAUGAAACUGGUAUCGAAAUAUUAUCUUUCAUCAGAAGCAUCAUCAAUAUUUAUCAGCUUUUAAAGAUAAAGGAAGAUUCUGUAUAAGAAAUAUGAUACUUGUAUAAAUCUGGGGAAGCAUGGCAAAAUGUUUCACUCUGGGUGAGAUUAUUAGCAACAUUUUUGAAGGCCACCGUCUGGAAUGAGAACAAAAUUCUACAUUCUAAAUAAAUAUAUUUAUAAAUUACUUUACAUCAUCUUCAGAUAUUGGUAAAGACUGCAGCUGAUGGGAAUAUAACUGAAGGAAUACUUGUUAAAAAUAAUUUAUAAAAAGAAAAACAAGUGAAGUGUUCUUAUAUUGUGGAGAAAUAAGAAAAACUUAUGUUAUGAGUUAAAAGGUUGCUUUAAAUGUUUGUCCUUCAGAAAUGGCCAAAAAAUUAGGAAAGCCUUCAUAUGAAUGUGAUAUCUGUAAAAAGUUAUUCACUACAAAAGGUCAUCUUACUACUCAUAUACGUAUUCAUACGGGAGAGAAACCAUAUCACUGUGAUAUCUGUGGUAGAUCAUUCUCUCGAACCGAUGAAUUAACCACUCACAAACGUGUCCAUACAGGAGAGAAACCAUAUAAAUGUGAUAUCUGUGGUCAGUCAUUUACACGUAGAGAUAUUUUAACUACACAUAGACGUAUUCACACAGGAGAGAGACCGUAUCAGUGUGAUAUGUGCAGUAAAUCGUUCUCCAAACGUAAUAAUUUAGCUGAUCACAAACGCAUUCAUACUGGAGAAAAACCAUAUCAUUGUGACUUUUGUGGUAGAUCAUUCAAUCAAAAUAAUCAGCUAAUUAAACACAAACGUAUUCAUACAGGAGAAAAGCCCUAUCACUGUGAUAUCUGUGAUAAAUCAUUCUCUCGAAAUGAUAAGCUAACUGCUCACAAACACAUCCAUACAGGAGAGAAACCAUAUCAGUGUGAUAUCUGUGGUAAAUCAUUCCCUCGAAAUAGUGCCUUGACUGAUCAUAAACGCAUUCAUACUGGAGAAAAGCGAUUUCAUUGUGAUGUUUGUGGUAAAGCAUUUGUUCAAAGUAAUGUUUUAAAGGGACAUAUACGCAUUCAUACUGGGGAAAAACCAUAUCAUUGUGAUAUCUGUGGUAAAUCAUUUGCUCAAAGUACUGAUGUAACUGUACACAAACGUAUUCACACUAAAGAAAAGCCAUAUCAUUGCGAUAUCUGUGGUAAAUCAUUCUCUCGCAGAAAUUAUGUAACUAAGCAUAAAAGUAUUCAUACAGCUUCAAGACUACAUCACUGUAAUAUCUGUGAUAAAUCAUUCUCUCAGCAUGAUGAAUUAACUAAUCACAUAUGUGUUCCUCCAUCAGUCCUUGAUGAAACUGGUAUCGAAAUAUUAUCUUACAUCAGAAGCAUCAUCAAUAUUUAUCAGCUUUUAAAGAUAAAGGAAGAUUCUAUUGCUUUAAAUGUUUGUCCUUCAGAAAUGGCCAAAAAAUUAGGAAAGUCCUCACAUGAGUGUGAUAUCUGUGGAAAGUUAUUCACUACAAAAAGUCAUCUUACUACUCACGUACGUAUUCAUACAGGAGUGAGACCUUAUCACUGUGAUAUCUGUGGUAGAUCAUUCUCUCAAUGUACUGAAUUAAAUAAUCACAAACGUGUUCAUACAGGAGAGAGACCUUAUCACUGUGAUAUCUGUGGACAAUCAUUCACUUGUAGUAAUGUUUUAACUACGCACAGACGUAUUCACACAGGAGAGAAACCGUAUCAGUGUGACAUUUGUAGUAAAUCAUUCCGCAAUAGUACGAACCUGACUGCUCACAAACGUAUUCAUACUGGAGAAAAACCAUAUCAUUGUGAUUUUUGUGGUAAAGCAUUCUCUCGGUCUACUGAAUUAACUACUCACAAACGUGUUCAUACAGGAGAGAAGCCAUAUAAAUGUGAUAUCUGUGGUCAGUCAUUUACACGUAGAGAUGUUUUAACCAGACACAGACGUAUUCACACAGGAGAGAGACCUUAUCAGUGUGACACGUGUAGUAAAUCAUUCCCCAAUAGUACAAACCUGACUGCUCACAAACGUAUUCAUACUGGAGAAAAACCAUAUCAUUGUGACUUUUGUGGUAGAUCAUUCGUUCAAAAUAUCCAGCUAAUUAAUCACAAACGUAUUCAUACAGGAGAAAAGCCCUAUCAAUGCGAUUUGUGUGAUAAAUCAUUCUCUCGAAUUGAUACUCUAACAGUUCACAGACACAUUCAUACAGCAGAGAAACCAUAUUGGUGUGAUAUCUGUGGUAAAUCAUUCCCUCGAAAUCGUGCCUUGAUUGAUCACAAAUGCAUUCAUACUGGGGAAAAGCGAUUCCAUUGUGAUGUUUGUGGUAAAGCAUUCGUUCAAAGUAAUGUUUUAAAGGGACAUAUACUCAUUCAUACUGGGGAAAAACCAUAUCACUGUGAUAUCUGUGGUAAAUCAUUUGCUAAAAGUACUGCUGUAACUCUACACAAACAUAUUCACACUAAAGAAAAGCCAUAUCAUUGCGAUAUCUGUGGUAAAUCAUUCUCUCGCAGAAAUUAUCUGGCUAAGCACAAGAGUAUUCAUACAGCUUCAAGACUACAUCACUGUAAUAUCUGUGAUAAAUCAUUCUCUCAGCAUGAUGAAUUAACUAAUCACAUACGUAUUCAUACCAAAGAAAAACCAUUUCAUUGUGAUGUGUGUGGUAAAUCCUUUUCACACAGUAAUUCCUUAACUGAUCACACUCGUAUUCAUACUGGAGAGAGACCAUAUCACUGUGAUGUCUGUGGUAAAUCAUUCCCUCGGAGUAAUUCUUUGAGUGAUCAUAAGCGCAUUCAUACUGGAGAAAAACCGUAUCAUUGUGAUAUUUGUGGUAAAGCAUUUAUUCGGAGUAAUGAGUUAAAGGUCCAUAAACGUAUUCAUACAGGAGAAACGCCAUAUCAUUGUGAUGUCUGUGGUAAAUCAUUCUCUCAAAAUAAUUCCUUGACUAAUCACAAACGCAUUCAUACUGGAGAGAAACCAUAUGAUUGUGAUAUCUGUGGUAAAUCCUUCUCUAGAAAUAAUUCCUUGGCUGAUCACAAACGCAUUCACACUGGGGAAAAACCAUAUCAGUGUAAUGUCUGUGGUAAAUCUUUCUCUCAGCAUGCUGCUGUAGCUGUACAUAAACGUGUUCAUGCCAGAGAAAAGCCACAGCAUUGAUGUAUCUGUAGUAAAUUAUUUCCUUACUGUAUAAUCUGUUAACUAAACACAAAGGUAUUCACAUGGGUGGAGAAAAAUGAUCUUACUGUAAUGUCUGGUAAAUUUUUCUGUCAAACUGAUUUAGCUAUUCACAUCUGUAAGCUCACAUGAGAGAAAGAACUUCAUUCUGAUAUUUGUGACUGUGAUGGGUGGGAGACUAAAAA